This is a messenger RNA of Entamoeba invadens IP1, 1092 nucleotides long. RefSeq names its product cylicin-1, putative. The record is from RefSeq and is a predicted model, not a curated record. The coding region runs from base 1 to 1092 and encodes 363 amino acids. NCBI's taxonomy places the organism in Eukaryota, Evosea, Mastigamoebida, Endamoebidae. Gene Ontology annotation, molecular function: zinc ion binding; nucleic acid binding. The transcript has a single exon.
AUGGCUUUCAUACACCCACGCCACAACGUUCCAGUUAACAUUUGGGGCCUUGAUUACAAUACUUCAGACGCGGAUAUCAAGGCUUUGUGUGCAAAGUACAAUCCGAUUUCAUAUGACAUUCCUCGAUACGUUGUUGACACUCCAAUUAGUUCGUGUAAAAUAGAAACGAGCUCUUCAAAGGAGUCAGAAAAGAUUAUAGAAAAGAUCAAUGGCAAAGAAUGGGAAGAAACUAAAGUCAAAAUGAUGUUCGACAAACACGACGAAACGAAGAAGACAUUGAUCUUUGGAUUUCAUCCACUUGAAAAGAACGAAGACGACAUUAAAGAAUUUUUGAGCGAAUUUGAUGUCAAAAAGGUCACACAAGGAGUGAAGACUAAAGGCGAGUUGAAGGGAGACUACGUCACUGUUGUGGUUAAAGACUACGAAACCCUCAACGAGAUGUCGAAGGAUUUGGACGGGAAAGUUGUGAGUGGAAGAACAAUCAAAGUGCUGUGUUACAAUUCGAACGGGAGUAAAAUUAAGAAGUGUUUUAUCUGCGGGAAUUACGGCCACAAGACUUCAAUGUGCCCCCAACGCGAAGAACAUAAAAACGAGAGAACAAAUGACAAGAAAGAGGGCAACAAAGCGUUGAAAUUGAAACAUAAAGAGAAGAAGAGAACGAUGAAACAACUUGAAAAAGAAAAGAAGAAGGAACGACCCGAUUCAUCUGAGAAAAAGUUUAAAAAGAGUGAGAAGAGUCAACCAAAAGAGUUGAAAAAGGAAUUAAAAGAAGAAUUAAAAGUUGAAGACAAACAAAAAGAAGAAGUAAAACCAAUUGAAAAAAAGACAAAGAAAGAAGACUACGAGGAAUUCUUAAAUACUUACGUCAAAAAAGCUAAACAAGAAAAAGAAAGAGAAGAACGAAGAGAGAAAAAUAAAUUGAAAAUCACGUUGAAGAAGGAUGACGUCAAAAAGAAUGAACCAAAUUUCGAGACUAAAAAAGUCCAAAAACACGAAGAAAAAGACCAGAAAAAAGAAGACAAAAGAAAAGGAGAAGUCAGAAAGAAUUUCUCUGCAGACAAAAAGAAGGGUAAUACUAAAAAGAGAGACUGA